AUGAACCCGCAAAUGGCAGGAUACGGGCAAUAUCCACAGCAGGGCUGGCCACAACCUGGAGUUCCACCAGCGGCACCUCUGGGGCCUCCAAUGAAUGGUGGUGGACAGCAGCCACAACACUUGGCUAAUCAAAUGCAAAGCAUGGCCCUUGGUGGAGGCCCACCAAAGGUUGGCGGACCUCCUCCUCCGGCCAUGGGGGUGCUACCACCUUCAGCUACAGGCCUUGGCGCGGCUGGCUACCCGCCGGUGCCUCAGCAACAGCAACCUCAACAACCACCGCUCCAGCAAGGACCGCCACCCGGCAUGGUCAAUGGCCCACCGGGAACUUUAAGCGGCGGAACUGCUGGUGUGGGAAGACCGCCACUGGCACCUGCGACCAAUUACGGCCAGACAAAUGGGCAUCAAAUGAGUGCUCCUUCGCCAACAUCCGCUCCGGCACAGUAUGGUGGUGCGUCUUUACCGCCGAUGCCUUCAGCCGGUGGUCCGCCGAGGCCAGGGCAGCCCUUUCCUCCGCAACAACAACCAGCCUAUCCCGGAGGUCCACCGGUGAAUGCCGGAUAUACUCAACAACAACAACAGCAGCAGCAGCAGCAGGUGCAUCAAGCAGGAUUCGGAGGUCCCGGAAUUCCUCCUCCUGUAGGUGGCCACCCGCAGCAGCAACAACAACAACGGCAGGGACAGUAUCCCCCG
Messenger RNA from Anopheles cruzii, 690 nucleotides. Its product is annotated as basic salivary proline-rich protein 1-like. The record is from RefSeq and is a predicted model, not a curated record. The annotation marks the transcript as partial. NCBI's taxonomy places the organism in Eukaryota, Metazoa, Arthropoda, Insecta, Diptera, Culicidae. The transcript is spliced from 2 exons.